This is a messenger RNA of Colletotrichum spaethianum, 768 nucleotides long. RefSeq lists its product as uncharacterized. The record is from RefSeq and is a predicted model, not a curated record. Bases 1 to 768 code for a protein of 255 amino acids. NCBI's taxonomy places the organism in Eukaryota, Fungi, Ascomycota, Sordariomycetes, Glomerellales, Glomerellaceae. The transcript has 3 exons.
AUGUCCCUCCACAACGGCGCAUACAGCCAUCAAGGCUACUCAGCGCCGCCCUACAGCCAGGGAUAUCACCACCCGCCCGGGGGUCAAAUGUACGCCAACGGCCACAAUAACACACAACUCUACUACACACCCGACAACGACGCCGCAUCAUCAACGCACAGCACAUCCGCUCGGCACCAGCAGCAGCAACACUGGUAUGGCCAGCCCGGGCGGCCCCGCUCCGGCGGCAGCGCCUGCUCGCCCGAGACGGACCGCUUCAACCGGAAGAGGCGCCGGUGCACCUACAUGUACUACGUCCUGCGGCAGAUUGCCAUCAUCGUGCCGCUAGUCGUCAUGUUUCUCAACAUCAACAUCUAUGUUUCGAGGAGGGGAAAAUACCUCAACGACUCGACGAGCCCGGCGGACCCCAUCUUUUACACGCUGUGGCUGACUGUACCUAUCUCAUGUUUGCUGCUGAUAUGGUCGAUCGCGGCCGUGGUCUGUCGCAAGAGGACACCGUAUCGUGGCGGCAUCCCGAAGCACUUCCAUUUUGGCAUGGAGCUGUGCUUCGUGUUGGGGACGACCAUUUGCUGGAUCCUCCUCGUCAUCCAGAUCGAAUCCAAGAAGUCCAACGGCUACUAUGCAUAUCCGUAUAUUCAAUACGAGGCCGCUCUGGCGUUUCUCCUUGGUGUCAUGAUGAUGUCUGAAUUUGGACUCCUCGCUCGCGCCUGGUUCGAGUUCACCAACGACAGGACGCGACACGAGAACGAGGCCAUGGUGCAGGUUUGA